AUGGCCGAUAUUGCCGAAAAGAUUGCCGCGGCCCGAAAGGAGGCCGAGACCUUGAAGGAGAAGAUUAAGCAAAAGAAGGAUGCACUCGCGGACACAACACUAAAAUCCGUUGCCAGCGAGCUCGAGCCGCUCCCUCGAAUUGUGAUGAAGGUCCGAAGGACCCUCAAAGGCCACCUGGCCAAGAUCUACGCCAUGCACUGGGCCUCGGACAAGCGUCACCUCGUCAGCGCCUCGCAGGACGGAAAGCUGAUCGUCUGGGACGCCUACACCACCAACAAGGUCCACGCCAUCCCGCUAAGAUCUUCGUGGGUGAUGACGUGCGCGUAUGCGCCGUCAGGGAACUAUGUAGCAUGCGGCGGCCUCGACAACAUCUGCUCCAUCUACAACCUCAAGACCAAGGAAGGCACAGUCAAGGUUGCUCGCGAACUCAGCUCCCACACCGGAUAUCUCUCGUGCUGCCGAUUCAUCAGCGACCGGCAGAUUAUCACUUCGUCCGGUGACAUGUCCUGCAUGCUCUGGGACAUUGAUGCCGGCAUGAAGACCCUGGAGUUUACCGACCACACCGGCGACGUCAUGUCUCUCUCGCUGUCGCCAGACAAGAACAUCUUUGUCUCUGGUGCCUGCGAUGCCACCGCCAAGGUCUGGGAUAUCCGAACCGGCCGCUGCGUACAGACCUUCACCGGACACGAAUCCGAUAUCAACGCAGUGCAAUUCUUCCCGAACGGCGACGCCUUUGGUUCAGGCUCCGACGACGCAUCCUGCCGACUCUUUGAUCUGCGUGCCGACCGCGAGUUAAAUCAGUACACGCACGACAACAUUCUCUGCGGCAUCACUUCGGUCGCGUUCUCGGUCUCGGGACGACUCUUGUUUGCCGGAUACGACGAUUUCAACUGCAACGUCUGGGACACUCUGAAGGGCGAGCGCGUCGGUGUCCUCACAGCCCACGAGAACAGGGUCUCUUGCCUUGGAGUCUCGAGCGAUGGCAUGGCACUCUGCACUGGAAGCUGGGAUAGCUUGCUGAAGGUAAAGAUGCCGGCGCGUGUGUGCAUCGUCGCUGUCUCUGUUUGGGCAUAA
Polychytrium aggregatum is the source of this 1074-nucleotide messenger RNA. Its product is annotated as WD40-repeat-containing domain protein. Gene Ontology annotation, cellular component: heterotrimeric G-protein complex; cytoplasm. The coding region runs from base 1 to 1074 and encodes 357 amino acids. Gene Ontology annotation, molecular function: signaling receptor complex adaptor activity; protein binding. NCBI's taxonomy places the organism in Eukaryota, Fungi, Chytridiomycota, Chytridiomycetes, Polychytriales. Gene Ontology annotation, biological process: G protein-coupled receptor signaling pathway. The transcript has 4 exons. The record is from RefSeq and is a predicted model, not a curated record.